AUGAGUGAUGCAGUCCAGGUUAAACGCAAGAAGGUAGCCAGGGCAUGCGUUUACUGUAGACGUUCGCAUAUGAUAUGCGAUGAGCAAAGGCCGUGUACACGAUGCAUUCGAAGAAAUAUCGCACAUCUUUGUUGUGACGAACUGCCGCGUGGUGAGACUGAGGGAGAAGCAGACAUUGAGAAAACGAGUAAUCGGCCCUCAAAUACCAGUGGGAACAGUUCCGUCGGUGCAGUAGGUGGGAUUUUGGCCAGACAGCCAACGUUUGCUUCUGAACAUGUAGGAUCGGAGUUUUCAUCGCUCAGUGAGUUUCUGCAUAUGCUAGAGGAGCCCCUGUCUUUUGACGCACAACCGUCAAGCGUUUGGACCCAAAUUGAGCGGCCAUCUGGGAACCCCGUCCAGGAACAAACCUCUGACCAGCCUACGUUGAAGGAAAACUUCUUCUUUACUGCAGCAGACCCGUCUCAGGAAAUGACGCCUGAGGAUAGACUCAAAUCGGUAAUCAAUGCCAAAUUGGAAGCAGGCCUUUUGCGGCCGUAUAACUAUGCGCGAGGAUACGCUCGUUUGCAGACGUACAUGGAUAAGCACAUGAAUCCAACCUGCAAGCAGCGUAUCUUAAAGCCCUUAUCAAUCAUUAGACCCGAGUUCAGGGCGAUCGCACGAUCUUUGAAGGACGUAGACAUGACCUUGGUCGAAGAAAGCUUCGAGCGAAUGCUGCUCUCAUAUGAUAGAGUGUUCACAUCCAUGAGCAUGCCUGCUUGUUUAUGGAGAAGAACAGGUGAAAUAUAUCGUGGUAACAAGGAGUUUGCCUCGCUGGUAGGGUGCAAAGUGGACGAUUUGCGUGAUGGCAAGCUGGCAAUAUACGAGGUUAUGACCGAAGACAGCACGGUUUCUUUUUGGGAAAAAUACGGGUCCAUAGCCUUUGACAAAAAUCAAAAGGCUAUUUUGACCCAUUGUGACUUAUGCAAACCGGAUAAUUCAGAAGCCCCAACACCCUGCUGCUUUAGUUUCACCAUCCGAAGAGACCGUUAUAAUAUUCCUGUUUGCAUAGUAGGCAAUUUUAUCCCCAGGUGA
Lachancea lanzarotensis is the source of this 1071-nucleotide messenger RNA. It is a transcript of the gene RDS2, whose product is annotated as LALA0S10e01618g1_1. Gene Ontology annotation, molecular function: RNA polymerase II transcription regulatory region sequence-specific DNA binding; zinc ion binding; DNA-binding transcription factor activity, RNA polymerase II-specific. Bases 1 to 1071 code for a protein of 356 amino acids. The transcript has a single exon. Gene Ontology annotation, cellular component: nucleus. Gene Ontology annotation, biological process: regulation of DNA-templated transcription. Lineage: Eukaryota; Fungi; Ascomycota; Saccharomycetes; Saccharomycetales; Saccharomycetaceae. The record is from RefSeq and is a predicted model, not a curated record.